This is a messenger RNA of Epithele typhae, 1242 nucleotides long. Its product is annotated as FMN-linked oxidoreductase. The record is from RefSeq and is a predicted model, not a curated record. Gene Ontology annotation, molecular function: NADP binding; FMN binding; NADPH dehydrogenase activity. Gene Ontology annotation, cellular component: intracellular anatomical structure. Bases 1 to 1242 code for a protein of 413 amino acids. The transcript is spliced from 4 exons. Lineage: Eukaryota; Fungi; Basidiomycota; Agaricomycetes; Polyporales; Epitheliaceae.
AUGCCUCCCGCAUACGAAAUCGCUCCCGCUCCAGAGACUUCCUUCUUCACCCCCGCCCAAGUGCCCCCUGCGGGUACCGCGCCGGCCUCUGUCCAGAAGAAGCCUUUACCGAAGCUCUUCCAACCCAUUGAGAUUCGCGGCGUCGAGUUCCAGAACCGCCUUUGGGUCUCCCCGAUGGUCAUGAUGUCCGCUGGCACCGACGGCAAGAUGACGCCAUUCCACAGCACAAUCCUCGGCGCCAAGUUCAUCCACGGCCCCGGCCUGACGAUCGUCGAGGGCACCGCCGUCGUGCCCGAGGGCCGCAUCACCCCGCACGACCUCGGGCUCUGGUCGGACGCGCAGAUCGCGCCGCUCCGCGCCGUCGUCGCCCUCGCGCACAGCCAGGGCCAGAAGCUCGGCGUGCAGCUCUUCCACGCCGGCCGCAAGGGCUCCGUCGCGCCGGUCUGGCACGCCGGGCACGAGGUCGUCCCGCCCGGGGCGCGCACCGGCGGCUUUGCGGACGACCUCGUCGCGCCCUCGGCGGUGCCGCACGACGUCGGCGUGGUCCCCCGCGCGAUGACGGUCGAAGAUAUCAAGGCGAUGGUGCGCGCGUUCGUCGACGCGGCGCGGCGCGCGGUCGAGGCCGGCGUCGACGUCGUCGAGGUGCACGCCGCGCACGGGUACUUGCUGCACAGCUUCCUGAGCCCGGUGACGAACCGGCGCACGGACGACUAUGGGGGGAGCUUCGAGAACCGGGCGCGGUUGCUCCUCGAGGUCGUCGACGCCGUCCGCGCAGUCGUUCCCGACACGAUGCCGCUGUUCGUCAGGGUGUCCGCGACGGAUUGGCUCGAGAAGGUGCUCCCGAACGAGCCGUCGUGGACUCUCGAGGACACCGUCCACCUCGCGACGCUCCUCCCGGACCACGGCGUGGACGUCAUCGACGUGUCGACAGGCGGCAUUGACCCUCGACAGAAGAUCGAGGUCGUGGGGGCCGCCUACCAGGCACGCUUCUCGGAAGCGAUCAAGAAGGCGGUGGGAGACCGUCUCGUGGUCACCGCGGUCGGAGGCAUCAGAGACGGGCACAUCGCCGAGGAGGUGCCACAGAAGGGACAGGCGGACGUGGCGAUGGUCGGGACGGCGUCGUUGAAGAACCCGGCGUUCGUGCUUGCGUACGCCGAGCAACUGGGCGUCGAGGUGAAGCCGCCGCAUCAGGUAGAUUGGGUGUUGUAUGGGCGCGGGAGCAUGUGGAGGUGGAAGGACUGA